AUGACGAGCAUCUGCAGCAACUAUCCGCACUUUCAGCUGACCAACGGCAACAUCAUGUUGCUGCAUCAGCAGCAGCAACAACUGCAGCAACAGCUCCAGCAGCAGCAGCAGCAUCAACAGCAGCAGCAGCAACAACAUCAGCUGAUUGCGCCCAAGCUGCCGCUGGGCAACAGCCAAUUGCAGAAUAUGCAACAGUCCUCGAUUGGGCCCAUGUUGGCCAAGAAGAAAUACAACUAUUCGAGUCUGCCGUACGGCGGCGCCGAGCAGCAGCUGCCCUCGGUGGCACGUCGCAAUGCCCGGGAACGGAAUCGUGUCAAGCAGGUGAACAACGGCUUUGUCAAUCUGCGCCAGCAUUUGCCACAGACUGUCAUCAAUACGCUAUCGAACGGUGGACGCGGCGCCAGCAAGAAACUCUCCAAGGUGGACACACUGCGCAUCGCCGUCGAGUACAUACGCGGACUGCAGGACAUGCUCGAUGAUGGCCAGCCAAGGCGCCAGCAGCUAUUCAGCAGCCUGGCGGACGAGAGCAGCAACGAUGGCAGCCAUGACUAUAACGACUACAACGAUAGCCUGGACAGCAGCGGCUCACCAACGCCGGCUGGCGCACUGGGCGCUGGACAACAAUAUGCCGGACAUUCGUAUCACUCCAGCUCGCCCACGCACUCGUACAGCGACGAUGCCUCCGAUCUGUCGGCCAGCUAUGUCAAGCAGGAGCUCACCGAACAGGAGUCCGAGCAGCAGCAGCAGCAGCAGCAUCAGCAGCAGCAACAACAGCAGCAGCAACAUUUCAAAUUCGAGUCCUUCGAUAGCUUCAGCGACGAGCAGCCCGACGAUGAGGAGCUGCUCGACUACAUCUCCUCGUGGCAGGAACAGUGA
Messenger RNA from Drosophila montana, 876 nucleotides. It is a transcript of the gene l(1)sc, whose product is annotated as lethal of scute. The transcript has a single exon. NCBI's taxonomy places the organism in Eukaryota, Metazoa, Arthropoda, Insecta, Diptera, Drosophilidae. Gene Ontology annotation, biological process: regulation of transcription by RNA polymerase II; developmental process. The record is from RefSeq and is a predicted model, not a curated record. Gene Ontology annotation, molecular function: RNA polymerase II transcription regulatory region sequence-specific DNA binding; protein dimerization activity; DNA-binding transcription factor activity, RNA polymerase II-specific. The coding region runs from base 1 to 876 and encodes 291 amino acids.